CUACAUGCUAUUGUAAUAAAGCAUAUGAUACACGGUCCAUGUGGAGAACAUAAUUUAAAUUCUCCAUGCAUGGUUGAUGGUAAUUGCAGCAAGAAUUUUCCAAAAAAUUUUCAAAAAGAAACUUUAAUUAAUGUUGAUGGAUAUCCGCGAUAUCGUAGACAAAAAAAUGACACCACUGUAAUUGUCAAAGGGAAAAAAAUUGACAACUCAUGGGUAGUUCCAUAUAGCCCAUACUUCUGCUUGAAAUACAACUGCCAUAUAAAUGUAGAGAGUUGUGUUUCUGUUAAAAGUGUUAAAUAUCUCUUCAAAUAUGUAUAUAAAGGUUACGAUUGUGCAAAUAUUUCCAUUAAGGAACAUAAUACACUACAGCAUGAUGAAAUUCAAAAUUUUUUGGACACAAGAUAUGUCAGUGCUCCUGAAGCUGUUUGGAGGUUGUAUGGUUUUUUGAUGCACCAUCAAACACAUACAAUAAUAAGACUUCAAGUUCAUCUUCCAGGCGAACAAGAUGUAUAUUUCCAUAAUGAAAACGUACAAUUAGCUGCAGAAAAGGCACAAGACAGGGAUACCACUUUGACAGCAUACUUUAAGUUGAAUGUGGAUAAUAAUGCGGCACGUGAACUUUUUUACUCUGACAUUCCUCAACAUUUUGUAUUUGAUGUAAAAAACCGUAAGUGGAAUCCAAGACAAAGAGGAGCAGAUACAACAAUUGGCAGAUUGUAUAAUGUAAAUAUUUCAUCAGAUUUGGAGAGAUUUUGUUUGAGGUUAUUGCUUUUGCACUUAAAAGGAGCAAUAUCCUUUAAGGACUUACGAACUGUUAAUGGACAAGUUUGUCACACAUUCAAAGAAGCUGCCCAAAAGCUUUCACUUUUAGAUGACGACGCUACAUGGGAUCUUACACUUAACGAAUCAGCAUCUCAACAGAUGCCUAAACAAAUGAGGGAACUGUUUGCUUAUUUGUGUAUAUUUGUUGUCCCACCUAAUGUCCCACAACUCUUUAAAAAAUACAAACAUGAUCUUUAUGAAGAUUAUUCACGUCAUGAAGACCACAUUGAUGAUUGCAAAAGUUGCAAAAAUUUGGCAUUAACAGAUAUUCAAAAUGUUCUCAUAUUGCAUAGUAAACGUUGUGAAGAUUUUGGACUACCCAAUCCAUCAAACUUCAUUCCAGAAAUGCAAUUCAACUAUGUUACACACUUGGAAGCCCAAGUUGGAGCACAACUUCAAGAAGCAUUAAACAUCGAGCAAAAAGCUGCAUUUGACAAUGUAAUGUCUGCAAUUGAUAAUGAAAAUUUACCACACAGAUGUUUUUUUAUUGAUGGACCUGGUGGAAGUGGCAAGACUUAUUUAUAUAAAACAUUAUUGAGUACUUUACGUGGACGCACAGAUGGAGUUCUUCCUGUUGCCUCUACAGGAAUAGCAGCUAAUCUCCUUGAUGGUGGCAGAACUUACCAUUCACAGUUUAAGCUUCCAAUUCCAUUACUGGAAACAUCAACAUCAAAUAUGAGAAUGACUUCAAAAGAUGCAGAGUUCAUACGUAAUGCUAAAUUGAUUAUUUGGGAUGAGGCCUCAAUGACACCCGGUAUAGCUCUAAAAUGUGUAAAUAACCUUCUUCAGGAAAUUAUGCAGAACAAUAAGCCAUUUGGUGGAAAAGUUAUACUCCUUGGUGGAGACUUCAGACAAACACUCCCAGUUCUUCCUCAUUGCAAUAGAACUGCUAUUGUGGAAGCUACUAUAAAGUUCUAUGAUCACUGGGAUAAAUUUAAAAUUUUAAAAUUGAAGAAUAAUGUGCGUUCAGUGGAUCCAGAAUUUAGCAAUUGGCUACUAAAAUUAGGACAGGGUUCAUUAAAUAAUUCAGAGGGCCUUCCUGAGGAUUUAGUUGAGAUCCCUUCCAAAUUAAUAUGCAAUGAUUGUAUCAUAUCUGAAAUUUUUGGAAAAAAAAUUCUUCCAUCUGAUCUUCACAGUUUUUAA
This is a messenger RNA of Bombina bombina (fire-bellied toad), 1965 nucleotides long. RefSeq lists its product as uncharacterized. The record is from RefSeq and is a predicted model, not a curated record. Bases 25 to 1965 code for a protein of 646 amino acids. Lineage: Eukaryota; Metazoa; Chordata; Amphibia; Anura; Bombinatoridae. Gene Ontology annotation, molecular function: DNA helicase activity. Gene Ontology annotation, biological process: DNA repair; telomere maintenance. The transcript has a single exon.